AUGAAAGGCCUUAUGCCUCUCGCGCUCUCCCCAUCUCUAUCCAGCACCUGCAGCUACUCGCCAGUGGAGGAGAACAUGGUCAGCAACAAGGUCGAUGGUUACUUCCCUGAAAUUCUUGCUAGGGAUCUAGAAAAGUCUAGUUUUGCCUUUGAAUCACGGAGCAUGACAGCAGGACGGCCUAUUCCAAGCCUUUCGAUCGAAAACACAGAUACCAAGCAAGUCUGGCCCUGUCAUCUUACCAGCUCGUCUCACCCUGCCGCUCCUAAGCCUGGGAAGUCUCUCAUCCCCAUUCAGGAACAGAAUUCGGCUGUGUCCUUCCAUCGUCCAUGGCACACAUCCAAGUUUAACGAGACGUCGAGCGAAGAUGAUUCGAUGACGGAAGAGUGCAUGGCAAAGGGCUCAGGAGAACGGCCUAUCAGCUUCAACGAUCAGUCCAUCGAGACAGCUGCAACAUCCCUUGGAUAUUCCAGUCGCUGUACCUCGCCCAAGGAAGAUCCCACUUGUGGACAUGAAUGCAGACAAAGCUGGAUCGAGGCCGAUUCCGACGACGAUGAGCCCGGGAUGCACAUUGACGCCUUGGAGGAGAACCUAGCACCGCUCUCGCCCCGGCCCCCUACACCACCGGAGUCGGAGAGCAGCAGAGGCUGCAGCACAGACAGCCAAGAGUUACACCAGCCCCUGCACCAGUCACCCAUAUACCGCAAGAAUAUGCACAGGAAGUCGCACUCUCAGCAGCCCCCUGGAAAUCCCUUGAGCUCGUCUCAAGGCCAUCGCAACAGUGAUGGUCCUCCUACUACUCCUCCACCUGACAGGCGUCGCCGUGCCUCGAGCCUGCACACGCCGACGACCUGGAAGACAUCGCACCGUAUCGACAUUUCUCACAACCGAGGUGACAGCCAAGGGUCAAAAUCGGUUGCUGCCCUAGGUCCCACCUACAUGGGCGAUACCGGCACGGCCACGGGCGAAGAGACAGUGCCGCCAGCGGGCGGGGGCCCGAAGACAAGAAACCGUGUCUUCAUUCGCCCGUCGCCUCCCCCAUCGCCGCUUCCUAGUGUCGAGUCGUGGCUCAACGGGGCGACGCUGCAGUACGCUGCGCAGUGCCCUGGCGAUGAAAUGGCCAAGGCAGUUCCCCUCCCCCCGGACGUGGUUGAGACGCUGCGUGUCUCUGUCGCAUGCUUUCCGGAGACGAUGCUUCUCUCCUCGAGCCUCACAAUCGAAACCAUCCGCAACUACUCCAAGAAGGUCAGGCAGCCCAACGCGGACCCUGCCAGCAACAGCAGCAGUAGCAGUGGCUCCAGCAGCGGCACCACUAUGGCAGCACCCGAGGCUCCGCCCGAUUCCCCGCGGCGAUCGCUCUGGAAACGAGUGUUACCUUACAAGAAGAGUCCAGCUCCAGGCCGACAUCGCGCGCUGCUCGCAGGUACCCACAGUGACAUCAAGGCGUCCAUCUCUGCACCGGUGGAGCCCUCGAAGCCCUGGAUCCCGCUCGGGAACAUCUUUGUCAAUUGCUCAGACUACAUCCUCGAUGCCCUCUGGGCACACAUCUUGGCCUAUAAUUACAUCUCGGCCCUUGUACCCCGCCCGCCCCCGCGCAGGACGUCAUGCCGAGAUCAGGCUGACGACAAUAACGAUGAGAUACCCAAAAAGGCUGCGUCACUCCUCGGUCUGGCCAUAUCUACGGACACUUUCCAGCAGAAUCAGCAGGAUGGUGACCGAACGAGCGGUAGCAAGCUUCUGUCACCGAUGCCGUGGGGUCUUGUCGGGGACGGCAUGGUAGCAGAUGAAUCUCCUAGGGCAGCCAACCAUGAGAACACGGCAAAGGACAUACAGGCUGGUCUCAUGCGUUGCAUAAUACGACUCAUCGCCACGGCCAAGCUGAUGACUGAAGAUGGAAGCGGCCAGAGACGCGUAGUUGAGAUGGAGGCACGUGGGGUCGACGUCCUCUUUACCCGGAGCCUGUGUGAGAUUGUCAGGGUGGCUGAAGAAUCUGUUUGA
Geosmithia morbida is the source of this 1995-nucleotide messenger RNA. RefSeq lists its product as uncharacterized. The coding region runs from base 1 to 1995 and encodes 664 amino acids. The transcript is spliced from 2 exons. The record is from RefSeq and is a predicted model, not a curated record. Lineage: Eukaryota; Fungi; Ascomycota; Sordariomycetes; Hypocreales; Bionectriaceae.